UUGUUUUCGUCUCUGCUCAUUGAUCUCUUCCACUCUUCCAGUUUCUUCUUCUUUCAGUUCUUCCACCACUGUAAAUGCAGGAUCCCCGCCACCUUUCUGGGUUUUCUCAAUGAUUCACGGCUCAAAAAUCAGAGUACAAGUAAAAGCAAUGAAUAACAUUGAACUUGGGUUUCUUAUAUUUCUUCUCCUUUUCAACCUUCUUCUGCCCUUUUCCUAUGGAGAAGCUGGUGGUCUUUGUGUAUCUCAAGGUGGUCGCUUUCCGCCCUUCUCUUCUGAGGGGAAACCUCCUAAAAGGGUGGGGAAGGGACACAAGGAUUUGACACUCUGUAGGGUGUUUCGGAAAAAGACUUGCUGUGAUGCUGCCCAGACACAUCCUGCUUUGCUUUCUAUUAGGAGGCUGGCUUUAACAGGUGAAGCCAGUGAAGAGUGUUUGCAUUUGUGGGAAUUGCUGGAAUGUUCCAUAUGCGAUCCACGAGUCGGAGUUCAGCCUGGACCCCCACUUAUAUGCACAUCCUUCUGUGAUAGAGUAUUUCAGGCCUGCUCUAAUGCUUACUUCUCAAUGGAUGCAAAGACACAGGUUCUAGCACCAUGUGGAGCAAAUGACUUUGUUUGUGGUAGAGCAUCUGAAUGGGCAUCCAAUGGAACAGAAUUAUGCCUUGCUGCAGGUUUCCGUGUUGAACAAUCCGUUGGCAUGCAUGGUGGUAUUGAAGAACUGUCCUGUUAUGGUGGCAAAGCGAGUCUUGAUUCAAUUGCUGAUUCAUGGGGAGCUUCACGAUCUGAGAAACCCCACAAAACUGGGAACUCUGGGCUCUUAGAAGAUUUCCAGCAGUGGCUCCAGGAUAUGCCUUCUAAUGAAAGAGUUUCUUGGGCAGUAGGAGGCCUUGUUCUUACAGCGGGCCUACUUUUUAUAAGCAAAAGAAAGAGCCAUAACCAACGCCAAAAGCUUGCAGCUAUUCAACGCGCUGCUAGGAGACUAGAAGUCAAGAUGAACCCGACACCCACUUCAAGUCAAGGAAAUAGGAAAGGGAAUCGAAGAUGAACGUUACUGCGGUUUUUGGAAAUGUCAUAUUGAAAUCUGUUGGCAUAUCUACGAAGUUCACUUCUCCGCUCGAAUGCUAGACUGAUCAAUAUUUUUGUGAACCCUCCUCCAUUUGUACCAGACAAAUAUAUCAAAAGUUAUACAUUAGUAUAAGCCUAAUUUUGCAGUUCUAUUGUGAAAUCAUAGCAAAAAUAAAAGUUUGCCUUUGCUGUUUCCCAAAA
This is a messenger RNA of Gossypium raimondii (Peruvian cotton), 1260 nucleotides long. RefSeq lists its product as uncharacterized. The record is from RefSeq and is a predicted model, not a curated record. The transcript is spliced from 5 exons. The coding region runs from base 110 to 1039 and encodes 309 amino acids. NCBI's taxonomy places the organism in Eukaryota, Viridiplantae, Streptophyta, Magnoliopsida, Malvales, Malvaceae.